AUGCUGUCGGCGGCGGGACGGCGAUUCUCGCGAUGUGCUCCGUCGCCGCGGCCGCGUCGGAACUACACGUUUGGCAACAUGCCACCGCCGGCCGCCGUCAACAUCCGCACCAACGACAUGAUCAGUCCGCAGGAACGCAGGUUUUCCAGCCAUCCCAGAGAGCUUUUACCCUGAAGAGUUGCAGGUUCCUGGAAGCGGCCGAGAGAGGAGACAAGCCGACUCUCCAGGACUGCCUCGACUCGGUAUAUUUUUUUCAGUUCUCUUUAAUUUUAUGAUAACUUAUUGUAUAAUGAAACUUCGAAAAUAAAAAUUGAAGGUGAAAAAUGAAAUUAGGAUUUUUUUAUUAGUUUUUGAUAUUUUUUUAUUUAUUAAAAAAAUGUCCCUCAUUGACUUAUGACGCCUCAAAACUGUAAAAUAUGAUUAGUCAGUCAAUCCGAGUCAUUCUUUGAUUGAGCGAGAUUUCAAGGCUUUCAAAAACUUUCCCUCAUUUUUUUCAAAAAAAUCGUCCAUUUUAUCCCAUUUUUUUCAAGGAAAUUUUUAAAUAACAAAAAAAAUUCAACUUUUUUACACAACUUCUUAAAUGCGGUUUUUUUUCGCUUUGAUAUUUUUCCCGUUUCUUCAGAAAGACGGAGAUCUGCCGCUCAACGUGAAUUGCCUGGACUCGAUGGGCCGAACGGCACUCGAAAUCGCGGUGGACAACGAAAAUAUUGAAGUCGGUGGUUUUUUUUUUGUUUUCAACUUGGGAACGCUACUUUAAACACCAAAUUACUAAGAUUGGGUUUUGUAAAAGUUCAGUUUUUGAAUGAUUUUCAGGUUGUCGAACUUUUGCUCCAACAGCCAAACAUCCGCAUUGGCAACGCUUUGCUUUGCGCCAUUCGGGAGGGUAAUUUUUUCGUUUUUGAUUCAAUUUCGAUGCAUUGUUAGUUGAAUCUGAUGAAUUUUUCUGUAAAUCUUGGUUUUUGAAUGUUUUUAUUUACUCUUUGAUAGUCUCAAUGGAUAGUCUAUUCUCCAGGGACAAAAAUAAUAAUAAAAUUUUGGAAUAAGGAGAACACAGUUUACUUUCCGAAAAUCUUCAAGUUCGGAAAAUAAACGUCAAUUUUGAGUCUUUACUGGGAACUAGAGCGCACCAGCUUCGCAUUUCUCUCAAAAACAUAUUUUCGAGUGAAAAGAACUAUAACCGUAAUUUCCAUUUACAAAUUAUAAGUUAAGGAGUCUACCGAAUGGUCGAAAUGCAGGUAAAUCAUCCAAGUAUUACUCGAGAAAUGCUCGGCGACGGUUGGAGCCAACAUCUCGAUCCAGCAGAAGCAGCCAGUGCCGAAUAUUCGAGGUUAGAACUUCCGCAAAAAAGAAAACUAGCAGCGAGUGGUUUCGAUCCACCGACCUCUGGGUUAUGGGCCCAGCACGCUUCCACUGCGCCACGCUGCUCACAUCGUCUGCAGUCAAAUCAAACGACUAUAUUCUCUUUCUCAAACAUAAAUAGAUGCUGGUAUAGACUACGUGGUGAGUUCUCACGCCCAUAUGCGUUCCUGCAACGCGGUUUUUCAUGGAAUAUGCUAUAAAGCGUAUGAGAAAGAGAAUAUACUUGUUUGAACUACUUCAUACGACGUAAGCAGCGUGGCGCAGUGGAAGCGUGCUGGGCCCAUAACCCAGAGGUCGGUGGAUCGAAACCACUCGCUGCUAGUUUCUUUUUGCAGUUUGUUUCUUGACUUGAUAAGUCUAUUUCAGUGAUAUUUCUCCUGUUAUUCUGGCCGCACAACUGAACCAAUUCGAAAUACUUCAGAUGCUGCUCCGUAAAGAUGCGACUAUUGAAAAGCCGCACAGGUUUGGUUAUGUUUUUGAAUUUUAUGGUCCCUGAUUUCCAUUUGAGAACCUUUUGAAGCUUGAAGCUCGCUAAAUCGAAAAAGUCUUUGAUAAGCCAUGAAAAGGCGAGAACAGCCAAUCAAAGACGUUGUUUGGUAGAGCGAACUUGCUUAUAACUUGAAAUAAAAUAUGAAGCCUCGGACAAUGAAUUUCAUGGAAAGCUACUGGCAAACUUGUUGAGAAUUGUCUAUUUCUAAGACCAUUUUAUCGAAAAUUCUUCUCAGACACUCUUGUAUGUGCGAGAUGUGCGACCGAGAAAGGCUCAACGAUUCCCUACAGUACUCCCUCAAAAGAAUAAACACCUAUCGUGCACUCGCCAGUCCUGCCUGGAUGAGCUUGACCAGGUAUUUUUUACUCUGAGCACAAAAAUAAUCUUCAAUAUUCCAUUCGCGAAACUUUUUUUACUAAAGAUGAAUUUAGUAUGGAAUCAAGUUUUAGGUCAAAAAAAAAAAAUGAAACUGAAGAGUCUAACUUGAAAAAUUUUUCCCCAAACGAGUGGAAAAAAACGUCAGUCCUCUGGAGCACACUUUCCUUCAGAAAAGUGUGUCAAUCAAUUUUUUUCGAAAAUCUUUUUCGUUUUUUAACUUCUUCAGACUGAAAACUUUUUCGAAAACUCAGUAGAAAAUUUCGACAUCUUUAGCCCCGAUCCGAUCCUCUCAGCCUUCAAACUCAGCUGGGACCUGCAACGGUUAGCUUUUGAGGAACACGAGUUCAAAAGAAACUUAUCUGCAGGUUUUUUCCUAUUUUAUAAAAUUAUAUAUUUACGUGAAAUUUUAGUUGGCAGAGCAAUGCAAACAGUUUGCUUGCGAUCUGCUCAGUCAGUGUCGGAGCAGCGAGGAGGUCUUUUUGUAACUUUUUGGAACAAUUCUGAACUUUCAAAUCCAGGUUAUCGCUGUCCUCAACAAAGAUGGGAACAUGAAUGACGAAAAUGUCGACGUUUGGGCCUCGAAAUUGUCACUUUCGAGGCUCAAGCUUGCUAUAAAAUACGAACAGAAGGCGGUUUGUGUAGAAUUCUCUCAUUUUUUUUAUUUUUAGAGCUCCAAUUAUUUUAUUCUCAUAAUUUUUUUUUUUCAGUUCGUCUCUCAUCCACACUGCCAACAGCUCCUGACUUCUAUUUGGUUUGUGAAUUUUCAAAAAUAUCAUAACGGAUUUUUAAAGGCGCAGGGCCGAGACUGAGAAAUUCCUUUCAGAGGUGGGAAGCUUGACUCCGCCAUGCGCCUUUAAACAUUUUUUAAAGAUUAAGGAGAUUGAUAAACUAUCCUGAUUUUCAAGCUACAUUUUUUGAGGAAAACAUAGUUUAAUAAAAAGCGCUUUUUCUGUUCCGUAUCCGGAUUCAAAUUAUUUACCUGAAAUAUCUGUAAUUCGUCUCAUUUUUCCAGGUACGAGGGAUUUCCGGGUAGACAACGCCGUGGCUCUGGCUGGAAUAAACUUCUCUGCGUUCUGCUCAUUUUACUGUGGCCCAUCUUUGCCCUAUCUUAUAUUUUGGUAGUGAAGAAGGAGCUGAAAAAUGGUAAAGAUUGUCUGCAGAUGCCGAAAAGUCGCAUCGGAAGAAUAGUUCGAUCGCCUUUCAUGAAGUUUUUGUACUACUCGAUUUCUUUCGGAUGUUUCCUUUUAUUGCUCACAUUAGCCACUUUCGAAGGUUACCGCAGUGAGAAGGGCGAGAAAAAGGUUCAGUUCGUCUAUUUGCCGUAAAUCGAGUUCUCGAAUAUUCUAACUUUGAUAAUUUACUUUUUUUGAUCACAUUCGAUUGGAAAGGUGUAUUUGCUCAAUGCGAAAAAUGAACUAUUUUUAGGUUUCCAAAAAAUUGUAAGAAUUUUUUUCCAUAAAAUUUCUCAGAGUCGAAUAUUUAGGGCGGUGGAACCAUGCGAGCUUCUGACCGGGGUCCUGUACCAACGGGUAUCGAAACGCUGGUUUUUACCUGGGUCAUAGGUAAGUGAAAGUGUUUCUUAUGAGAAAAAAACUUGAUGGAAAUAAAAAAACUCAACAGAUUUAUUCCAAUUUUCUGUUCAACAAAAAAACGAAAUAAUGAUCUGAUUCUCUUGGAUUUUUUUGUUCAAUUUCAUAUUAUUAGGACCAAAAAAAUAGACAUGAAUUGAAUGUUUUUGCUUCAUAGGAAUGUUAUGGUCGGAGAUCAAGCAACUUUGGGAGGAAGGCUUCAAAAAAUACGUCCGACAAUGGUGGAAUUGGCUCGAUUUCAUCAUGAUUUGUCUCUACCUCUGUACUAUUUCGAUUAGGUAAACUUUCGUGGCUUUCAUGAGAAUUUUUUUUUAAACACCUACUUUUUUGGCGUUUUCUGAAAGUCUUUCUCGUUUCCGAAUUGAUCAUUUACAAAUUUUCUUGACCAUAUUUAAAAUUUUUUGUAAAAUUGAGGUUUUUUUUUCAUGGUUCUAUUGAGAAGUUUUCAACUCCUAAUUAAUAUAUUAUUUUUUGAAGACUGGUCGCUUACUACAUAUUUACGUGGCGCGAAGAUCCCCAACGUUUCGCUGUCCGGACCCAAUGGAGGUUUGCCUCGGGCGCUCCUUCAAGUCGUUUCAUGUCGGCUGCAGGUCCGAGGAGCCGAUGUUGGUCGCCGAAGCUCUUUUCGCCGUUGGAAACGUCUUUUCCUUCGCGAGAAUCAUCUACCUCUUCCAGACGAAUCCGUACUUGGGGCCUUUGCAAGUCGGUUUUUCUCCUCUGCAUUUUUUUUGUGUCGUUUAUGUAUAAUUUUCACGUCAUUUUUAGCAGAAAUGAAAGACUGAAGAAACUUUUUGCGGUCUUUAUGCAGUCUCUUUCUCACUUGAUUGGCUUUUCGAACAUUGUCUGACCAAGGGACGCUUUUUAGACCCGGCUGAACUUUUAAUGAAAAAUUGCUGAAAUUCACGUUACCACCUUCUACUCCAGAAAAAAAAGUUUCACGCUAUAGAUCUUUCUUUUAUUUAUCAAGCUUCAAAGCUUGAAAAACCGCAAAUGAUGAAAAAAGCAUUAUUUCAAGCUGUUGAAGCGCUUGAACUCAAAAACGAGAUCUAUUUUGUGAAUUUUUUUUUUGGAUUCAGGUGGUCCUAAAAGUUUACUUCAGCAAACUUACAUCAAAAGUUUAGUUGCGGCUGAAAAAAGUUCUCUAGUGGAUUUUCAAGCGAAAAAAAAUGAUGUUUCUCCAGAUUUCACUCGGGUGCAUGCUGGUCGACGUCGCCAAGUUCUGCUUCAUUUUCGUUCUGAUCAUCAGCAGCUUCAGCAUCGGGCUGGCUCAGUUAUACUGGUGAGUUUCCGUCAUUUUGUAGGUUAUUCACAACUAAUUUUGGCCGAGUUUGCAUUACUAGGAGUAUAUGAUAGAACUGUGGGGAUAGAACUAGCGAGUGGAGGAAUACAAAUUUUGACAUCUUUUUAUAACUUUUUUGAGCUUUUUUGGUCUCUAGUCUAUUCAGUAUGAAGUAAAUUUUAACUUUCGGUCCGUAAAUUGUUCACCGGUUUUUUCUAGGUACUACGAUCCGGACACCGACGUCUGCCUACCUGGCGCCGUCUGCCGCAGAACUUCCAACGUCUUCUCUUCGUUCGUUCUCCGACUUCUGAUAUUUAAAUGGAGGAAAAAGUUCAGAAUCGCUGACUCCUACCUCACGCUUCUCUGGUCUCUCUUCUCUAUCACUAAACCUGAAGAUACUGACGUCAUCGAGGUAAGAUCAAUGACAACAAAAAAAGAAGUUUGAAGCGUUUUAUCUCAUUUGCCAUGAGUUGAAACAGUCUGACUUGUGUCCAUCUCUUUUCCAUCGAUAGAAAAGUUAUAGAAACAUGAAAAUAGCAAUCGACGCAGAGAAAGAAGACUGUUUCAAGUUGUGGUAGAACUAUUACUUUGAAGAAAUUCAAACAAUCUUCAUAUGAUGCGGUGAUUUCGAAAAGUAAAAACAUGCAUAAAUUUCAUUAAUUUUUAACUAAAUUUGACGUGUUCCUUGUUUUUUAUUCGGAGGAAAAGUUUAAAAAGAAAGAUAUUUUGGUUUCCUUAUUGAGUGGUUUACCUGAAAGUCAUCGCGCCUGACCAAUGAGAACGGAUUAUCUUGUCUUUUUUUGAGUCCUUCAUACUUAUAUAGAACUCGAUUGAUUUUAAAAGAAAAGUUUCAAGUUUAUUUGGUGAAAUGAUCGUUCUGGUUUUCCAGAAUCACCAAAUAACGCAGUGGGUCGGCCAGGGAAUGUUCAUCAUGUAUCACUGUACCUCGAUCAUCGUCCUGCUCAACAUGCUCAUCGCCAUGAUGAGCCAUUCCUUUCAAAUCAUCAAUGUCAGUUUUUCAAUCAAACUUUCCUAAAGUUAGAUAGAAUUAAAAAAGAAAGUGUGCCCUAAUUAGUCUCGAACUUCACAAUUUUUUUUAAAUAAGUUUUUGAAUCAGUUUUGGAAAAUUUCUUUGUGAUGAACUUCAGUUCAGUACAAUCAUUAAAUUAGAGCGAUGCAAACGUUGAACUAUUGGACUCCAUUUGAACAUUUUAACUUGAGAGUGAUGCAGGGAGUUUUUGAGAAAAUAAUUUUGAUGAAUAGAAGUUUUUUAAGACACUGCUCGAUAUUAUCAUAGGAGUGCAAAAUUUAAGCUGUUCUAGAUUUUUCUUAUUUAUUCUACCGAAGAUUUCCCUUUUUGAACGUUUCAUCUAUUUUUUUCGGUACUCUCAUAGAUAUUGGGAUAUUACUCUCGAAGUGAACUUCCAGGACCACGCCGACUUGGAAUGGAAGUUCCACAGGACCAAACUCUGGAUGGCUCAUUUUGACGAAGGAUCCAGCUUGCCGCCGCCGUUCAACAUCGUCGUCACACCCAAGGCAAUGUUGAAAAGGAUAUAAUUCGCAAUUAUUUUUCGCAAAGUUUCGGAAAAAGGGCUAAUUUGAAAUUUUUUUUUAAACCCUAAAACCAAGAAUUUCUCGCAUUUCAGUUAAUUUCGAGUUAUUUUUCAGGCCAUGGUCUACGCUAUCAUUUGGUUCUACAACACUAUCCGAUGGCUUCUCGGCAAAUACACCUACACGAAAAACCGCAAUCGCGCCACGAUUCGAGUUCGUUUUUAGGUUUCGAAAACGCGAGGAGAAAAUGAGAUAAAAGUCCAAUGUCGUUCCUAUUUUUCCGUACAUUGAAGAGAUUAACUUCAAUCUAGUUUUGAAAACACAUAGUUUGUUAGGGACUUUUCAAGGAGGAUGUUUUUACUCAUCUUAUGAGCUCACGACUUUUUUCUCUCUUUCGGAAAUGUUGACAACUUUGCAGCGCCCAGGCUACUCAAGGAAACGGAACGAAAUGGAAAAAAGCGGUCAAGACGAGGAAAGUUCGGUGAAACCGUUGACCUAUGCCGAUAUCAUACAGCGACUUGUCGCCAGGUUUCACUGAUUUUUCGGUUCUCUUUUUCCUGAACUUCGACUUCCCAGAUUCAUCCAUCAGACGAAGAAGGAAAUGAAAAUGGACGGUGUGAAUGAGGACGAUUUGCUUGAGAUCAAGCAAGAUAUCAGUAGUUUGAGGCGAGUUUUCAUUCAUUUUGAGAAGCUUUUCCGUAAUGAAGUUAUUUAAUAUAUCUAGAUUCUGAAAAUCCUGUUUCUAAAACUUCCCGAGAAACAAAAUGAGAUUAUUUUUUUUUGAGUUCCAUCAUAAUCAGCAAAGGAUUCAUAGAUAUUCGAGACGAGAAGAAAUAUGCUUUUACGCUCAUUCUGCAAAAAAUAUUUCCUUCGAUGUUUGAAAUCUCAAGCCAGCCGUAAAUUGGAAAAUUCUUUCAAAAUUCACGUUUUUUUCCAUUGAUAAGUACCGGUGGAAACUCAAAAAAAAACAUUAAAUUUAUCUUGGGUCAUGUUCAAAAAGUUUGAUUUGACGGUAGGCGAAUUUUCGUAUUCAAACAAUUUAGCCCUUUUUGGAUGCCUUUGUAUCAGGCCGGAGGUCUUUUUUUUUUUGCUUUUUAGAGUCUCAGGGCUGAAAAUUGCGCUUUACUGCUCUCAAGGCUUCAAAAACUUCUUCAUUAAAAAAAAUUGGGUUUCAUUUUUAUUCCAAUUUUUGAGUUUGCAAUUUUGUCGGAUUACAGAUAAGGUUUUUAAGGGUUUUUUUUAAUGGAACAAUUGUGUGUUUCAGAUACGAACUCCGCGACGAUCGCCGACGCGAAAUCGUCCGAAGCUCGUCGCACAUCGACGCUGUCAAGCGGGACAUUAUGAGAACGAUGAGCACCACCAGGUUUCUUUUUCCUUGUUCCAUCUUUUUUUUUUCGUACCGCAGUUUCUUCGGGGGAAAAAAGGUCAAAGUAUAAAAUUUUUUCCUUGAAGUUAUUAUUUUUUUUUUCAAUUCGAUCAAAAAUCAUGAAUAGGUGUCAAUAAAUUAAAUGAAGCUCUUAGCUAUUAGAAGCCGAUGAAUAUGUUUUUCAAACCCUUUUCGUGUAUUGAGCUCUAAAAAUUUGAGCUCGAUUUUAUAUGUUUCGAAAUUUUUUAAAAGUCCUUCCACAGCCGACGGGUGCUUGGCGGAAGCGUCCGACUGCCGCGCCACAGAUCUUCGGUCGCCGAGGAGAGCGGCGAGGAAUCCGAAGCCACCGACGACAGCGACUGUCAGAACGACGAACCGUUCGUCCUCAGCCAGAGUUCCUCCACGUCAGUCGUCAUUCAGGUCUCGAAAGUCGUCGCUGUACACGCCGCCGGUGAACUCGGCCCUGCCGGAGAUCGUGAGCAUCAGUCCGCCCUCAAGACCGAGCAGACGCAGGGUCAGCGACGGCGGAAAGCAGCGACCAAGGGACACCUCGGGAGUCCGAAGUGCUGCCGAGGCUGUAAGUUCUCUCCAGAAAUCAUAUCUUUCUUCAAUCUCUCAUUCAUUAUUCACUUUUUGUUCCAGAUCAACGUGAACCCUAAUAAGUUCAGUUCAAUCUUUAAUUAUAGAAAAAAAAAGAAAAUAAAACACUUAAUUAGUUGACUUUCGGUUGGAGGAAUAAGUGAGAAAAGUGAAAUUGUCCAGUAACUUUUUUUAGGCUAGAGAUGAUGGCUGAACUGGAAUUUGGUUGUAAGUUUGUUCCAAAUUUGAAUGUUUUCGAAAAAAAAGUAUUUGAGAAGCCAGUCGAAGUGGAAUUCGUCUAAAAAUUGAAUAAGAGGGAAAAAUGAAAAAGAUUCAAGUUAAGAGGAAUUUUCCUCAUUUUCCUCACUAGGGAACUACUCGGACUCGGGUACGCGGAUCGAGUUCAAACUUUAAUGGUUUAUAGAACUAAGGGAGAAUACUUAAAAAAACAAGUGAGAAUAUCUGCUAAACCCAAUAGAGAACUGAGAAAAAAUUAGUAGAAAAUGGGAAAAUUUUCAGAAUACUGUUUUUUACCUUGUUUUAUAUUUUAAUACAAUCGCCUUGAAUAAUCCGGCUAUGAAAAGUUCUAAAAAACUUUUUUCCAGCCAAAAGAAGGAGGAAAACAGAAAUUUGAUAAUUUGCAAGCCUAAAAUGUUCAUUUUCAAAAAGCUUUUUCUCAGAAGCCUAUGGGGUUUAGCAGAUAAUCUCUCUUGUUUCCAAGUACUCUUACCCGGGUCUAUAAGCCACCAAAUUUUCAACUCGAAACGGGUACCCGAGUCCGAGUAGUUCCCUAGUCAGAAAGGCAAAAUUGAAAAUGCUUCUCUUUUCUCUAAUAAGUUAUUUUCCUUGGCCGAAAAUUGAUUUCUUCCAGGCAAUCAAAACGGCCCACUCGGCGCUCCGGAAAACGGACACUUCCUUCAGUUUUCCUAUGCAGGAACCGCUCGGCAAGCCGCCGCGUGGAGUUCUGAGGUAUUUUUUUAUAAAGAAAAACCUCUUUAAAAAUCAAAGGAACUUAUAAUGAUUUUUUUAUAUCUCGUUUACUUUUUUUCUCCCACUCAUUAAACUUCAGCCUUCAGAAAGGUUAUGAAUUUUUUUAGGAUUAUAAUAUUGAAAUCUACAACUUAAAAAAAUAGCUGAAAAGUUUUUAAAAUAAGAAAAGUUCAUUAUUUCUGUCUAUGGAUGAAUAAUGAAUUUUCUAUGUGAACGAUUCGAAAUAUUAUUUGAUGAAAUAAUCAGAGAAGUCAUUCCAGACACACACCGGAACAGCAUCACGACUCGCUGACGGCAAUAGAAAUCUUAAGAAAAGACCUCAAUGACCGUCUCGACUGCCUCAUCGCCAACAUUUCAGGCAGCGACGUCGUCAACCCCAAGAGCCCAGGUUUGUGUCGACUGUUGCAACAAUUCAUAUCAUUUCACGAUUUCGAGCUUCUCCAGGAGGCCACGUUGGAUUCCGAUAG
This is a messenger RNA of Caenorhabditis auriculariae, 10048 nucleotides long. The record is from the annotation of a GenBank genome assembly. NCBI's taxonomy places the organism in Eukaryota, Metazoa, Nematoda, Chromadorea, Rhabditida, Rhabditidae.